Molecule: messenger RNA, 650 nt
Organism: Oncorhynchus masou masou (cherry salmon)
Lineage: Eukaryota; Metazoa; Chordata; Actinopteri; Salmoniformes; Salmonidae
Exons: 1
Source: RefSeq, a predicted model, not a curated record
CCAAGACCACCCUACCAGCCGAGACCACCCCAACCAGCCGAGACCACCCCAACCAGCCGAGACCACCCCAACCAUUUCCACCCCAACCAGCCGAGACCACCCCAACCAUUUCCACCCCAACCAGCCGAGACCACCCCAACCAUUUCCACCCCAACCAGCCGAGACCACCCCAGCCAGCCAAGACCAACCCAACCAACCAUUUCCACCCCAGCCAGCCGAGACCACCCCAGCCAGCCGAGACCACCCCAACCAGCCGAGACCAACCCAACCAGCCAAGACCACCCCAGCCAGCCAUGACCACCCCAACCAUCCCCAACCCAACCAGCCAAGACCACCCCAACCAGCCAAGACCAACCAACCCAACCAGCCAAGCCCACCCCAGCCAGCCGAGACCACCCCAGCCAGCCAAGACCAACCCAACCAGCCGAGAACACCCCAACCAGCCGAGACCACCCCAGCCAGCCAAGACCAACCCAACCAGCCGAGACCACCCCAAACAGCCCAGAACAACCCCAGACCAACCAACCCAACCAGCCGAGACCACCUCAACCAGCCGAGACCAUCCCAGCCAGCAAAGACCAACCCAACCAGCCGAGACCACCUCAACCAGCCGAGACCAACCCAACCAAACCCUGGCCCCAACCUAUUAG